GCUCCACAUCCUCCCCGCGCCUCGCCCACACACCAUGUCCUCCGCCCAUCGCCCCACCUGGGACCCGGCCGCGGCGCGCGGCGACAACCGCCACGUGUCCAAGAACUUCAGUGCGCGCCAGAUGCCGGCGCACACCAAGCUCAAGUUCCGCGCGCCGGCGCAGGGCCUCGUCGUCGACCCCGUGGCGCGCGACAACGACGAGGGCGCGCGCCGCGAUCUGAAGCGCGAGCUCGACGAGGCGGAGCGCAAGAGCAGGAACAAGCGCAGAAAGGAACAGGGCCUCGAGCCGGAGGAGGAGCAGCCGCAGGAGCAGGAGAGGCAGGCGCCCGUCAGUGAGAGGCGCAGGCUCAUCGAGCAGGCCGUGGGCUUGGACCGGGACGCCGACGCCAGCGACGACGAGGCGCGCGGCGCCAAGGACAAGGGCAAGGGGCGUGACACAUCCGCUGCGCCGCAGGACGGCUCGGACGACUCGGACAGCGACAGCGACUCAUCGGACGACGAAGACGACACGGCGGCACUGCUGCGCGAGCUCGAGAAGAUCAAGCAGGAGCGUGCAGAGGAGAAGGCGCGGCAGGAGAAGGAGCGUGCAGAGACGCAGCAGAGCCAGCGCGAAGACGACAUUGCGCUCGGCAAUCCGUUGCUCAACCUCGAGAACGCCAUGAAGGGCAGCGCCGCGGCUCAGGCGGCUAGCGCAGGAGGAGGAGGCGGCAGCCUGGAGUUUGGCGUCAAGCGCAGAUGGGACGAGGAUGUCAUCUUCAAGAACCAGGCGCAGGGCAAUGAGCAGAGCGGCAAGAGGGGCUUCGUCAACGACCUCACGCGCUCCGACUUCCACCGCGCGCUGCUACGUCGCUUCAUUCGCUAAUGUCUUCAUGAGAUACGUCACCGCACGUGGUGUGUGUGCGCGAGGGGCCCGACGCGCCCCCUAGGAGGGAGG
This is a messenger RNA of Tilletiopsis washingtonensis, 934 nucleotides long. RefSeq names its product Cwf15/Cwc15 cell cycle control protein. The transcript is spliced from 3 exons. Gene Ontology annotation, cellular component: catalytic step 2 spliceosome. Bases 35 to 862 code for a protein of 275 amino acids. Gene Ontology annotation, biological process: mRNA cis splicing, via spliceosome. The record is from RefSeq and is a predicted model, not a curated record. NCBI's taxonomy places the organism in Eukaryota, Fungi, Basidiomycota, Exobasidiomycetes, Entylomatales. Gene Ontology annotation, molecular function: RNA binding.